AUGUUUGGCCCCUAUAGUCCUUUAUACAAAGAUCCGCCAGAAGCAACGGGUGAAGAACCUGACGAUGCUGAUUUCGAUACUCCAAAGAUAUACGAACCAAUUGAAUCCUUUCAACAGCUGCAAGAACGUCUGCUGUUCUAUUUGCAAAUGUACAACGAAAGCGUCCGUGGCGCCGGCAUGGAUUUAGUCUUUUUCCAGGACGCUAUGAUCCAUCUUGUGAAGAUUUCAAGGGUCAUCAGAACGCCUCGCGGCAACGCUCUCCUCGUCGGCGUCGGCGGAUCCGGCAAGCAAUCGCUCACCAGACUGGCGUCGUUUAUCGCCGGUUACGAAACAUUUCAGAUUACAUUAACCAGAUCUUACAAUGUGAAUAACCUUCUGGAAGACUUGAAGCUUUUGUACCGAACUGCCGGACUGCAAGGCAAAGGCGUUGCUUUCCUUUUCACGGAUCAAGAGAUUAAGGAUGAAGGAUUUCUUGAAUAUCUCAAUAACGUACUCUCAUCUGGAGUUGUGGCUAAUCUGUUUGCUCGAGAUGAGAUGGACGAGAUUCUGGGAGACCUUGUUCCAAUAAUGAAAAAGGAAAUGCCUCGCGUCCCGCCAACGAACGAGAAUCUCUAUGACUUUUAUUUGUCGCGCGUUCGUAACAAUCUUCACGUUGUGCUGUGCUUUUCGCCGGUUGGCGAAAAAUUCCGAGAACGUUCCCUAAAGUUUUCUGGUUUGAUCUCGGGCUGUACGAUGGAUUGGUUCCAAAGGUGGCCGAAAGACGCCCUCAUCGCUGUAGCCAAUCAUUUCAUCUCAAACUUCGACAUUGUCUGCACAGAUGAAGUGAAGAAACAGAUGGUCAAUGUUAUGGGCGCUUUACAAGAUGGCGUUGCUGAGAGCUGCGUGGAAUAUUUUCACAGAUAUCGGAGAUCUGCCCACGUGACUCCUAAAUCUUAUUUGUCGUUCAUCAAUAGCUAUAAAACUGUCUACACAGAGAAGAAAAACGAACUUGGUGAAAUGGUUAACAGGAUGAAUUCCGGCCUGGAAAAACUUACCGAAGCGUCGAUGGCCGUGGUUGACUUGAACAAGCAGCUGGUUGUAAAACAAAAAGAACUGUCUGUGGCCACUGAAAGAGCCGAAGCCGUUCUCAAAGAAGUGACGGUAAAAGCGCAAGCCACGGAAAAGAGCAAAGACCAAGUUCAGAAAGUGAAGGAUCUCGCUCAGCAGAUUGUCGAUGGCAUUGAAACAGACAAAAAAUUCGCCAUGGACAAGCUCGAAGCCGCUCGGCCAGCACUUGAAGACGCCAAAGCUGCCUUAAACACAAUUCGCCCAGCUGACAUUGCAACGGUGCGCAAGCUCGGAAGACCACCGCAUUUGAUUAUGCGAAUCAUGGAUUCAGUUCUUCUGCUAUUUCAAAGAAAACUGGAUCCGACCCAGCCGGAUCCAGAAAAACCUGGAUUUUUCAAGCCAUCUUGGGGGGAAUCUUUAAAAUUAAUGAGUGGCGCCGGCUUUUUACAAGCCCUUAUGUCUUUUCCGAAAGAUUCCAUCAAUGAUGAGACGGUGGAACUACUUCAACCUUAUCUAACAAUGGAAGACUACAGUCUUGAAGUAGCCAAAAAAGUAUGCGGCAAUGUAGCGGGUUUACUUUCCUGGACCAAGGCCAUGGCUUACUUCUUUGAGAUCAACAAAGAAGUGUUGCCGUUAAAGGAUAAUCUUGCUAUUCAAGAGGCGAAGUUGCAGGCGGCAAAUGCGGAUCUGUUGAAGGCUGAAGAGCAGUUAGGAGCCAAAGUGGCCGAACUAAACAGCGUCAAAGCAGAAUACGACAAAGCAAUGGCGGAAAAACAAGCUCUCGUUGAUGAUUACGAUACGUGCCUCCGAAAGAUGACCGCUGCGUCGGAAUUAAUAUCAGGAUUGGGAGGCGAAAAAGAACGUUGGACAGAAGAGAUUAUGGAUCGCCUUGAUAUCUAUCUAUCUAUCUAUCUAUCUAUCUAUCUAUCUAUCACUGUCUGUCCCUAUAUCUAUCUCAGUUUCUUCAUAUCUAUCUAUCUAUCUAUCUAUCUAUCUAUCUAUCUAUCUAUCUAUCUAUCUAUCUAUCUAUUUUAA
Messenger RNA from Acanthosepion pharaonis, 2082 nucleotides. The record is from the annotation of a GenBank genome assembly. NCBI's taxonomy places the organism in Eukaryota, Metazoa, Mollusca, Cephalopoda, Sepiida, Sepiidae.